Rattus norvegicus (Norway rat) is the source of this 11927-nucleotide messenger RNA. RefSeq names its product RNA binding motif, single stranded interacting protein 3 (gene Rbms3). NCBI's taxonomy places the organism in Eukaryota, Metazoa, Chordata, Mammalia, Rodentia, Muridae. Gene Ontology annotation, cellular component: cytoplasm; ribonucleoprotein complex. Gene Ontology annotation, molecular function: nucleic acid binding; poly(U) RNA binding; poly(A) binding. The record is from RefSeq and is a predicted model, not a curated record. Gene Ontology annotation, biological process: positive regulation of gene expression; negative regulation of gene expression; negative regulation of canonical Wnt signaling pathway.
UUUUUUUAGCCUUUUGUUUGUCAUUAAGACAAUGUUUCCAUCAGGGAAUCUCCAGAGCCAGUUGUUUCAAGGUGAACACCAAUGUCCUCCAUCGGAACUGCUGAAGGGGCCUUGGGAAGCUGCCCUGCCCGAUGUGAAGGUGCCCGGUGGGUCACGUGGGAUGACAGUGCCCUAAAGCAGGUGCCUGACUCUCGGGUUGCAAGAUUCGGAUGGGAUCCCACUGCAACAGUCUCCGUUAGCAGCUUAGCGGUCCGCAUCAAUCCCGUUCCAAGUUUGGCGAUUUUCCUCCUAGCUGUCACUAAAGAACUGACAAGGACAGCUCAAAGAAGGAAGAGUCUAUUUUACUCACAGUUAGAGGCUACACGCUAUCAUGGCAAGAAGGCAUCAGGGCAGGAAAAGGAGGCUCGUUAUCAUGUAGUGUCCACGGUCAGGAAGCAGAGGAGAGAGACGGCCACUGCUACCUAGCUCACACUCCUUUUUCCUUCAGUCCAGGAGCCCAGCUAAUGGCGUGGCAACACCCAGGUUUCGCUUGGGUCUUUUUAACUCAAGAGUCCCUCACAAACAUGCCUAGAGGUUUAUAAUCUCCUAAGUGAUUCUAGGUCCUGUCAAGUUGACACUAUUAAUCAUCCCCUCAAACCUAGGGUGACUUAGCUGGAAAUCUCCCCUCCACCCCUGUCUUGAGAUCUUUGUCCCUUGAUGGCUUCAUGGUAGCCUCUGGGCUGCGGUAAAGCACACUCUUGAGAUACAGAAAGCUUCCUGUGUCUGCUGACUCCUCUAGUUGGCUUGCUUCCGCCCCACCCUCAGGAUUCAGGCUGGCAUCUAGUGGAACAUGUAUGGCGUGUUCAAGGUAUCCCCGGAUUCUUCAGGCAUUUAUCUUAACUGAUCCUCAGGAACUACAGGAGGUGGAGAGCAACAUCUGAAGAAUGGGGAAUGAGGCACGUGGAGUCUGCCCAGGAGGUAGGCAGGAACAGGGUCUCCAGCCAAGGCUUUGAGCACUAAACACUCCAGUAGCACCAGAACCCAGCACUGGGUUCAUACCUCAAGGCUCCUUUUAGGAGAGCAAUUUUUUUUCUUUUUUUUUUUUUUUUCGGAGCUGAGAACCAAACCCAGGGCCUUGCGCUUACUAGGCAAGCGCUCUACCACUGAGCUAAAUCCCCAACCCCAGGAGAGCAAUUCCUUAGAGAUGCUUUUUAAGCUAAACCCCAACGCCCAUGUCUCCCUUUGCUAUACGUUUCCUCACAACACCAAGCAACUCCUGGCCUCUGACCUCACAUAUUUAUUCUCUGGUGUAUACCCCUCACUGGGUUUUCUGCUGUGAAAGAAGAACCAGGUCUUGACCUCUGCGUCUCUGUACUCCCUGUACCCGGGUCAAUAGGCCAUGAUAAAGAGUGAAAUAGAUGGACUAUAGUUACAUGGCUUAGUGGUUAAUGGUGACUGUCAUCAUGGCUGACCCUCUGAGUUCAAUCUCAGCAAAAGACCUUACCCAUUAGAGCAGAGACAACCAACUAACUCUCUCAGAGCCUGUAUCCUGACCUCUACACACAUACGUACGUGCAACAUACAAUAAAUACGCGUGACUUUUCAGAUGGCUUUCAAAAGAAUGGAAAUGCUCCAACACUCGCCAUGAGCUGAGGGGCAAUUGUUUGUUAGGUUCAGAAUGUUUUGUUCUUCAAGCGUGUUCCAAACAUGUGUCUGGCGCCAUGCUAGUUCUUAGGGCUAUAGGGGAUGUGGCUCGCCCUUCUGAGUUUAGAAUGCAUCCCUGUGAGUCUUCUCUCAGGGAAAACCAACUACACCUUGGGAAGCCAGGGUUUAAGGAAAGCUGCUUCAAUAGGCAUGCUGACAGAGAAAACCAGGUGUGAGCUCGGUGAUCACAUUACCAACAUGACCUCAGCUCAGUGCGACUCAGAGCUGGACCAUGAAGUGUGAAGAGUGGAAUUUAUAAUCAGAUUCCGAGCAGAAAGGACCAGUGAGAUUCCUAGAGUCUUGACAAGCUCUCAAGCUCUCUGGGCUUCACUGAGCAGGGAGAUGUGGCCAGAAGACUUUGCGAUUAGUUUCGAUUUUGUGCCUGGUUCUGUUGCUGUCCUUUGACCAUUUUGUGGAUGGGAUAACUGAGGUCCAGAAUUUCCCCUUUAGAGCACGGGUGAGACUGGCUUGAUUUGCUUCAAAGACACUGCCCUCAGGUUUCCCACGCCUACCCUCCAACUCAAGUUCCCAUUCUUGUCACCAAGAGAUAGCUGUGUUAGUAGAGUGCUUGCUAGCAUGGGCAGGGCCCUGGGUUAAACAGCCAGUGCCCACGGGAACCUGGGACAUUAAUUCAUGCCUGUGAGCCCAGUACUGGGGGAAUCAAAGGCAGGAGGAUCAGAAGUCAAAGUCAUCCUGUUUUAUACAAGUUCAAGAGCAGCUUGGGGUAUCUGAGAGCCUGCUGUCUUUUAAAAAAGAAAACAGAGACAGACAGACAGACAGACAGACAGACACACACACACAGAGGGAGAGAGAGAGAGAGAGAGAGAGAGAGAGAGAGAGAGAGAGAGAGAGAAUAGGCAUAAAACCCGAUUUCCCUGUGUCCUUGUCUUUCUGUUGGUAGACAGAUUUCAGAACUCAGCUUCCUGGAGCCCAGGAACCCAGGCUGUUACCCCAUGAGGGGCAGGACUUACUCAGAGGUGGCAUCCUGCAUAUUGCAUUUCAAUUCUCCCUCCCUCCGUGUGAGGAAACUGCCUUUGUACCUGGAGUCUUUUAUCUGAAAGGACGGCUGGAGUGUUCAGCAGACUUGGGGGAGUGGAGAGGCACAGAGGCUGGCUGCCCACGCUCCGGGCAUGCGUGAGCACUCCCAGCAAAGCACAGCUGGCACAGCUAAUUUUAGCCUUGCCGCCGCCUUGCAGAGAAACCCUUUAAGGAAAUGUAUCUUCUCUGAAACAAUCUGUAUUAUAAUGUAGCAGCUGAUCGACAUGUCAGAAUAUUAUUACUGGGGGUGGGGGGGAUUCUGACAAGUAAUUAUGAGUUUUUGUUCAAUUUUUUUUGCAAUACUUACAAAGCCACGAAAGGAGAGAGAGAGAGAGAGAGAGAGAGAGAGAGAGAGAGAGAGAGAGAGAGAGAUUUUAUUCUCCAAUAAGCAAAUAAAAGUAAGGAUCACUUUUAUUUUAUUUUUAAGAGAUGGAUAAGGCCACAAAACAAUUAUUUGUGAUAGUUAAGUCAACCCCCUUGUACCCAGAGGUACCCAGCUGAGAAUCCCCACUUUUCCACUUUUUCUCCUCUUUUGAGCAUCCUCCAGAGCAUCCCUGGUUUCAUCUUCAGGUUCUGGGUUCAUCUGGCUUUUAAUGUGUUAACAGAUUUUGGAAAAACCUUGACUACAAUUUUCUCCCCACUUAACUAGAAAGGUUGGCAUGGAUGUGUACACACACACACACACACACACACACACACACACACACACACACACACACACUUCUCCUUUCCCCAUGCUCCCCUCGCAGGGCAGGGUCUGUUUUGUUCAGCAAUGCCAUGCCUCACCUCUGGGAACUUGGCGAUUGGAGAGGAGAAGGCAGCUUCGGAGCUUGAGAGCUCGGUCUGAGCGGGGCAGGGAGGGCUGGGCCAUGCCCCACCCAGGCACUUCGCGGACAGGCUGGGGUUCGGUUCCACCCGCGGCUCGGCUGCAGACUCUGCUCACUGUGCUUUUCCAGAUAGCUAGUGGAGAGGUGGCAGCCUCUUUCCUUCCUCCCUUUCCAUUUUCUUCUUUUUCUUUUUCUUCUUCUUUUUUUUCCCCUUGGAGGAAAUACCGCAGCCUCUGGACUGCGUGCCGGGCUCCCUGGAGAGACUCUCAGUUCCACCCACUGGCUGGAAGGAGGGGAAGUGAGUGAGAGAGGGGCAAGGCCAGCCGGAACACACCAUGUCACUCUGGGAACCAGACAGCAGCAACUAAGCCUGCACGGGUUUCUUUUUCUUUUCUUUAUUUUUUUCUUUUUCUUUUUCUUCUUUUCCCAGUUUUUUCCUUUCCUUUCUUUUUCUGUUUGCCCAUUGUUUCUUUUCUUUUCUUUUUAUUAAAAUUUAUUUUUUUUCCGUGGUGGGAAAGAGACACGGGAGAGACGGAGAGCUGUAACUGCAAGGAUUCCGAGUUGUGCUAAAGGAUUUUUUUUUUCUCUUUUUUUUCUCCUCCUUCGCCUUCACAAGCGCCUGCGAUUGACACCACUAGAGACAGGCUGGUUACAGAGCAAACUGCUUCAUCCGGACUGGACCGGGCAGCUGGGAGGAACCAGGCAGGCAAAAACUGGGGAAGCAGUCUGGGGGUUUCGCUACGGAUCUCAACCCCCAUCUCUUUGGGGUAUUUUUGGUUUUUGUUUUCUUUUUCUCUUUUCUUUUGGUUCUUUUGUUUUGCUUUGCUUUGGGUUUUUUUUUUUUUUUUUUUUUUGGUUGUUUUAAAUUCCUCACGGUGUUGGAACUAGUGAGUGCUGGAGUCUCAGAGCCUCGGCAGUCACCCGGACUGCCGGGGACAGUGGAUUAAGAGAAAGAAGCUCGCCUGCCUGGAGGCUCAUAUACCCUGUUACUCAGUUUCCUGCCUCGGAGAUAAAGAUCCCAGCUACAUGGGCAAACGCCUGGAUCAGCCACAAAUGUACCCCCAGUACACGUACUACUAUCCUCAGUACCUCCAAACCAAGCAGUCCUAUGCACCAGCUCCCCACCCCAUGGCUCCUCCCAGCCCUAGCACAAACAGCAGCAGCAACAGCAGCGGGGAACAGUUGAGUAAGACAAACCUAUACAUUCGAGGACUUCCACCAGGCACCACUGACCAGGACCUCAUCAAGCUAUGUCAACCGUACGGAAAAAUCGUAUCCACGAAGGCAAUUCUUGACAAGAAUACGAAUCAAUGCAAAGGUUAUGGUUUUGUAGAUUUUGAUAGUCCGGCAGCCGCACAGAAAGCAGUGGCAUCCUUGAAGGCAAAUGGUGUGCAAGCACAGAUGGCCAAGCAACAAGAGCAAGACCCUACGAACCUAUACAUCUCAAACCUCCCCAUCUCCAUGGAUGAGCAGGAGCUGGAGAAUAUGCUAAAGCCCUUUGGACACGUGAUAUCCACCAGAAUCCUGAGAGAUGCCAACGGCGUCAGCAGAGGCGUAGGCUUUGCCAGAAUGGAGUCUACUGAAAAAUGUGAAGUGGUAAUUCAACAUUUUAAUGGAAAAUAUCUGAAAACACCGCCAGGCAUCCCAGCCCCCAGUGAGCCUUUGCUGUGCAAAUUCGCUGAUGGAGGACAGAAGAAGAGGCAGAGUCAGAACAAGCAUACCCAGAAUGGGAGGCCAUGGCCCAGAGAAGGAGAGGCUGGCAUGGCUCUGACCUAUGACCCCACAGCUGCCCUACAGAAUGGAUUUUACUCUUCACCGUACAGUCUCGCAACCAACCGCAUGAUCCCGCAGACAUCUAUCACGCCAUUCAUUGCCGCCUCCCCUGUCUCCACAUACCAGGUCCAGAGCACGUCAUGGACGCCACACCUGCCAUACAUAAUGCAGCCAACAGGUGCUGUGAUCACACCCACCAUGGACCACCCCAUGUCAAUGCAGCCAACCAACAUCGUGGGUCCCCUGACGCAGCAGAUGAACCAUCUUUCCCUGGGGACGGCAGGAACGAUUCAAUCCCAAGACAGAAUUAUGGUACUUCACCAGCUGUUGUGUCAGUAUAUGACCGCUGCUCCCAUGCAAGGGACCUACAUUCCCCAGUACACGCCUGUGCCUCCGACAGCUGUUUCUAUUGAAACGGUGGCCCCCUCAUCCCAGGACAGCAGUGGUCAGCAGCAACAGUUAGCAGUGGACACACCCAGUGAACACGCGCCGGCAUAUUCAUUCCAACAGUCCAAACCAUAGGCAGAAGCGAGGACACUCGUCUGAACCCCUACCUUCAAUGAAGAAACGUCACUGAACAAGAAGUUAGUUGGCCUCCGGUUUGCACAGGCCCCAGGGGAACGCUUUCUUCUUUUAUUUUUAUUAUUAUUUUUUUUAUUUUAUACUUUACUCAAAGAAAACAAAAUUUUUACGUGCUGUACGAAUGGUUCCUUCGUGUGGUCUAACAGUUGUUUUUGUCAUUUUUUUUUAAUUAAGGGGAAAAUAAAUCCCAGAAAAGGGGGAUGGGGUGGUAAACAUCACAAGUUGAUGCUUUCUUUGGAAAAACAGAAUUUGCCUAAAGGUAUAAGUAGUAUUUUUUUUUAAAGUAGAAACAUCAAUGUCAAGAUUUGGGCAACCAGAAGUAUAAGAAAAUUAUUUUCCUCAGUAGUUAAGCUAUUUUUUCCUCUUCCUUUCUUGUUUGAACCUCUUGGGUUUUUUUAUAUAUAUAUAUAUAUUUUAUGUUUUCUUAGAAAUAUUUAGGUAAGGUUUAUCUUGAAUCUUAAUUGCCUUAAUUUUAAGGAUGUCAAAGGCUCCAGAGGCAUGCUUUCAGUGUCUUGUUUUUAAAAAAAAAAUAUAUAUAUAUAUAUCAAGAAAGAAUUGAGGUAUUGUGCCAGUUUUCACUGGCAUAGAAGAUGGAGACUGAGUUUUUAGGGUGGAAAAAAAAAGGAAAAAAAACUGUACAGUUUAAAGGAAAAUGUUCUUUCUUCAUUUGAAGAAAAUUUGUUGAUAAACAAAACCAAGGCAACCGCGAGAAUCGGGAAACGCUGGGACACUUCUCAUGAACUUUGACACAAUCCCUCUAAAAGGCUAAAAGACAUUUUACGGUAAAGUUAUUCAUGUUGGUUUGAAAAACAACUGCAUUAGAGAUGAUGUGUGUUUGGGGGGCAGAAUGCAGAUUUUUUUCUUUUUUUAAUUUACAAGAGCGUCGUGGUUGCUAGCGAAAGCGUUAGCGCUUUUUAUCUGCAGUCUUUUCUAUGAGCUUUGUCAGGUUCUAGUCAGCUUUGCUUGUCACAUUGCAAAACCUAGCAUAAGAGCACUCAAAACAAAAUUUUAAGUAGAUAGAAGCUUACGGUCAAAAAAGUGCAAAAAAAAAAAAUUAAAAAAAAAAAAACAAAAACCACACACACAAAGAAAAAAACAAAAACAAAAAAAAAAAGCAAUAGAUAGAGAAAUUGUUGACAAUUUCUGUAGUCUUUCUUGGUUGUGGUCAAUUGCAGCCUAUGGAUGGCCUAUUUUAUACCAAAGAUGAAAUGAGACCCUGUUACAGGCGAUGGUAGACACUGCUUUUCUUUCUUUGAAGUUUCGUUUGACCUACAUGGCCGGACCAGUUCUAACUUCAUUUAAACUACCUUCCACUAGUGUAUUAUAUAACCGCAAAAAAACAAAAAAAAAAUGUUUUUCUAAAAAUGUGUAUUUGUUGAUAGUUGAAGUUUGUUCCUAUCCUGCUCAGCCGUUUAAGCAUGAAGAAUUUGAGACCCAGUGGGAUGGAUGGAUGCGGGCGGCUUUAACUCCUGUGAGCGUUAUCAGCUCCUGGCCAGCUCUCUCAGAAGUGGAUAGGUGGCCACUGAUACACGGGGUCCUUUGUUCAAGAGGUUGCAAUGUCGUCAACGUCAUCUGAACUGCAAGCUAAGGAUGCUUCUGACGUCUGAAAGGCCACUUGUCGGAAAGUCUCGGCGAUGUUCAGCGCAGUGGGGUGUGGCCCCCAGAGAAGUUCUCACAAAUUGGUAGCAAUGUUCCUUUCAAGCACCGACAGGUUUUUGUCUUCCCACCUUCGUUUAGUUAUCGGCCCACCUCGCACAGGCGCUUUGGUUCUGUGUUUGGAAAGGGGAUGUUUUACUUUUACCCCCUUCCCCCCCACUCCCCCCCACCAAGUUGUGUUCUCAUAUCUUGAUAUUGACAGGAGAGGUGACAGAGCCCUCUUUAAAUUUCAGUUUAAUUCUCCAAGAUAAGUGGGGCCAUUAAGAUCUAAGACUCCUUCGAGUGCAGUAGGGGCAAGCUCUUAACACGCUAGUUGACAAUCAAUAAAAUUGCUUUCUUUUUAUCAACGAGAACCACGAGAGUUAGGGGUUGACCCAGCACAGAAACCAAAGGAGAUAUUUGCACUUAGGAUAAUGCAAAACUUGGCUUAAAAUGAUGUAAGUUGAUUUAGUGAGAAAGUCCUAACCAUUCCGACUCAUCGUACCUGGGAUCAACGGAUCUUGUCUGGCUGGAAGUGAGAGGCGGUGGUGUGGAGGCGGAGGUGGUGCUGUUCAUGGGAGCACUCCCAAGACUUGCUUCUGAAUGGAACACUUAAAUGAGGUAGGUAAAGCUCUGUUCUUCAGGGUUCGUCCAUCUGAGUGCAUAGGGAGGAGACAGAAACAAGCACUGAAGAGGAAAAGCGAGUAGGCUUUCAGAAACGAAACUACUUGUAAGGCAAAUCACGGUCCCAUUAGGUACCCACAACUAAGGAGUCUUAACCAGUCCGAAGGUUCAUAUUCCACCGUCUCACUAGACCCCGGUUCUCUUCUUUGCAACCCUGUGAACUGAGAGCUCACACCCAGAAAGUCACUUUCUAUGAUGGCCAACAAACUAAAUACAGAAUGGUAUCCAAGGAGACGGCGACACACUACGGAGACAGCCUGUGCUUCACCUUUAUCCUAAUGUCUUUCCGUGCUUUGGAGGGAACCUGAGAAGCCUGCAGCCUUCGGUCGCCCUGGUCAGCUCCUUGUGUGUUGGAAGGGUGGACUUGAAUUUGUCUGUGGAAAGCAAACCCUCAAGUUCCAGGGGCUCUCCGAAAACUCACUGGUGACCCCACUUUCUCUUUCUCCCUCACCUCCUCUCGGUUCUCUGUGUAUGUGAGGAUUAUCCUGGGCAUCGUUCAUUUGAAUAUGGAACCAACAUACUUUCUUGUCCUUUCUGUAAAAGUACAAAAAUACAUGUAUUCACGUGAUACAAAGAGAGUCUCAUUUGCAUAACCAAUAAUGAGGCUUCAAGGUAGCUACCAUGUGGCGGUUGAAGGUGCCUAGGGAACUUCAUGCUCAAAACUCCUGUCUUACAUAUUCACUCUGAAACAUUUCUUUCAACUUUGAAAUUUUCCUCAUCUCUUUUCUUUCAAGCCACCUCGGGCCAAAGGAAAUCAUUAUGUCCUUUUAUAUGUUCCUGUGUGUUUUAUGUUUGGGCUGUCUUGAUAGUGCCAUUCCAUAAAAUCUUUUGAGAAGAAAAAAAAUGUGGGUAUUCAAAUCGGCUCCCUCUUAUUCUGUCAUUUUUUUUUUUACCUAAGAGCAGUUUUUCAAUAGUCCGAUGUAAAAGGGAAAGAAAAGACAUCAAUUACUAAGUUGUAAUAAAAACAAGACACCACCACCACCCCCAAAAAGAAAAUACACGCAUGUGUGCAGUGCACAUGCCUGAAUCUCGACCACCACUACACAUGCUGGUCCUCAUGAGUUAGCACUAUAGUCAUUUUUAGAUUUGAAGUAAAAUUCUAGUUCUUGAGAUUGUCAAAAUAUUUUGAUUUUAUUCCCUUUUAUUACCCCAUCCUGGAUUUAGGAAACCAACUAGAGCCACAGUCCAAACAAGAUAAAUACCCUGUCAUCUAAGUGCUACAAAUUUCUGUCAGGACAGUGGAUGUCUUCGAAUAAUGACAAAGGCAUCAGGGGAGGCCAAGUGUGUGGUGACUGGUAGCUGUUUUCACUUAAGGACCCCAGGACAGAACCUGUGUGAGCUAGUGGUAAUAUCAGCAGGUGCUGAAGAUUAAAAAUAAUUCCUUAGUUUUUAUUUUUUUAAACCUUUUUUUAAUGGUUGGAAUAUCUAUUUAAAAAAAAAACAAAACCUACGUAUCUUUUCUAUUAAUUUAAAAAUCCCCUUCACUGAAGAGUGGGAUUUGGUCUCAACAGGGUCCUUGCACUCUUCUUCAUGAUUGAGAUGUUUGGAUGGGACAUCUGCAUAGACUGUGAUAUUAAUAGGCUAAAAAAUACUUUUGACAAUCCAGUCUCAUCCGCCUGAGUGCAAAGAACUGCAGGUGAUCUGAAGACUGAAGAGGAAGUCUUACGUGAGCCUCAGUGGAAAGCCGGUGAUUUCAAACUAGUGAGACCAUAGGAUCAAAAGUCACCCGGAAUGGCUUUCAGCAUCAUAAGCGAUCACACAUCACAAUAUAAUAUAAUCAUGUCACAGAACCUUGCUCUAUUUUAGCUCGACCACAGUGUGGAGCAAAGAAUACGGUUUUUUGUUUGUUUGUUUGUUUGCUUGCUUGUUUUUUGUUUUCGUUGUUUUGUCAUUGAGACUGAUAUGCUGAACAUUUAUUUUGAGCCCACUGACCUUGACAGAUUCUCUGGAACCCCAGAAUUGGCAGGCACCUUGAGUCCAUUUCCCUAACAUGGGGUUUCUUUCAUCCACGAAUCAACUCAUUUUACAGUUUCGGUGUUGUACGGUGGUUGGUCUGGUUUGAGAUUAACAUUUCUUACCCAUACAAAAGUGGACCCUUCAACCACUCACCAUCUGUCUCAGUCAUCCUUUGUGAUGACCUGGAGUUUAGCAAAGAAAAAAGCUGAGUAAGAAGUGGCUCCAAGUGGCUCCACGAUUUAAGAAACUGGGUUCAGCGAAGAUUUCUGAUUUCUGAUUUCUACUGUUUUUGAGGCAAUACCCCAACUUGUAACAUGCAGACAUAGUCGCUGUCACAGAAAGGGCUGGAUGUCUUCUAGGCAGUAAGAGCCAUGAAGUUCUGGGCAGAAAAUUAGCUAGCGUGCUGGGGGAUUCAUUUCAGAGCUGAACAGAGCUUGGGGUUUCAAAAAGAAAAGCAAAAAAGAAAGUAAGACCAGAGUCACCUGGGAGAUUUUCUUAACACUGCUCCAUUUCAAAGAAAUAUAAUCACUGUCCAUACCCAAAGGGCUAGCUAACUAGUUUGUGGGGGUGUUUUGUCUUUUCUUCUCAAUGACUGGCCCUGUUAACCUUAGCAUCUCACUGCGUGGGUGGACAGAAAAAACCCUGAAAAUAACAGCUCACACCAGUCUCUCUUGCUUCUCAAGUACUGAUGUGUCUAGGGAGUUUUAAUCAUUACUGAAAUCAGUCUCCACACAGAAUACACUAUGAAUUUCAACAGUCUAUAAUGUCCUCUUCCUAUCCACCACACACAAUCUGGAGCUGGCUGCAUGCUUGCAAAACACAAAUGGAAAAAUUAUAAGAACAAACUUGGCUCCCCUUAAAAGAAAGCUACUUUGGCACCAUUCUCUUGACUGAAACUCAAACCAGGAAAACAAAAAAAGAUCAACACAUUCUCUAUCAGGAGAAAAAUAAGGUCAUUCUGGCUAAAUACACAGUUUUAAUCCCCUUCUUAAAUCUUUUGACAACAAAAAUAUAUCAUUUUUAUUUUUGUUGUUGUUGUUUCUAUUUGAAUCUGUUACUGUGUUAAGACUGAAAGUUACUCGUAUCCUGAGGCAUAAUUUUAUGGCCAUUAUGUACCUAAGUAAAAAGUGUAGCAUUAGUGUUACUCUUUGGACUUUAAAACCUUUGGUCCAACAUUGUUAAUAAAGAUGCUCUCUCCUCCUCUCCAAAUGUGUUAGGUCCUCACAGGUAAAAAGAAGUGAGCUGUUCCAUCCCUGUUAGGAAUAGUAAAAUUGUUUCAAAGAGUCAUUGGGUAUCCAAAAUCACACUGUUCUCCACUCUGGAAACAAUCUGUCCCCAUUAACUUAAGAAAAUCAUUGGAGGGGGAGGGGAAAAAAAAAAAAGAAAAUCAUUGGAAUCUUAAUUUUUAAGCUCUGGGUGAAAGUACUUCAGUUUCUAGGAAAGUGUGACAGGGCUUUCUCUUUAAAAGCCUUGGUUUAUGUCGUCAUCCUCAGCUUCGUGGACCUCCCAAAACACCCUUUCGAGAUUUUAUUUAAGGGCAUCUUUGUAUUGCUGUCUCUGAUUGUCAUGGAGAGUUCUGUAAUCCUGUGGCGUUUGGUUUUAUUUCUAAGUUCUUUCAUGUGUAUCAUGGUCACGUUAGAUACCAUUUCCCCUGUUUCCUGGGCUCUCUGUAGAUCAGUGGAUAUUAGGUUUCAAUUUCUGUUUUCUUUGAUGAAGCUUUCAAUAAAAAAUGGAAAUAAAAUCAACAAA